AUGCAUCGCCGCACCGAAUCAUCCGACCUCAACAUCGACUCCAACAUGGUGCCGUCCAGGUCUUCGGAGGAUGAGCCGACCGAAUCGACGCCACUAUUUGCCGAACAGUCACGGCGCCCCGGUACCGGCCGCAGUCGUACCGACUCGCUCCUCCGCGCCGCAGGCAACAUCCACGUGCCCAAGGUGCAUAACCCGGACGUUAUUGUUAGUAUCUUCUGUGCCAUUGUCCUCGUCGGGUCUGCCGGUGGAGGACUGUGGGUGAUCCCCGCCACCCGCAAGGUCGAGGACAUUGUCUGUCGCCAUUACUAUGACGUUUUGAGCAAUGAGAAUAUUGAUGAGAGCUUGUGCAAGGAGGACGCCAUUCAGUCCAAAGUCGCCUACAUCUUUGCCGUGUACGGUGCUCUUCAGGCGUCUAUUGGAGCUGCCUGCGCAUUUCCUUGGGGCAUCGUUGCCGAUCGAUUGGGAAGAAAACUGGUCUUCUCUCUGACCAUCUUCGGUAUGGCUUUGGACCAGGCUUGGUUUGCCAUAGUUUGCGCCUUUCCGGCAACGCUUCCACUUGAAGCCAUUUGGGUUGGCCCGAUGAUGAUGGUCAUCGGAGGUGGAAAUGCGGUUGUAUCCGCCAUUGUCUUUUCGAUGCUCGCCGAUGUCACUACUUCCGAGAACAGAGCCAAAAGUUUCAUGCGCAUACACGUAGCGUCCAUGAUCGGAAACCUGUGCGCGCCCGCUUUCGCCGGCUGGAUGAUGGAGAGAACUGGCCCUUGGCCCGUCAUGGCGAUGGCCUACGCUGGUUUCCUGAGUCUGAUAUUCAGCAUUCAUCUCAUUCCUGAGACAAAACCGGCCGCUCAACUAUCGUCAGAUCCUAUCGCAGACGAGCCCGAGGCCGCAUCUCCCAUGCUUGGCUCCAUCCAGCACACGAUUCAUCGAAUCAAGGAAUCCCUUCGUCUUUUGAAAUCACCAUCUCUGAUCGUCUUGCUGCUGGCGAUGCUCAGUUCGUAUCCCGUCAUGCUUUCGACGUUCCAAUUCAUGUCCAUCUUCGCUUCGAAACGUUACCAUGUCUCGCUCUCGCAGACGGGUUAUCUUUCGUCCUUGUAUGGCAUAUGUGUCCUUCUCACGGUCAUUGUUAUUCUUCCGGCGUUCUCAAAGCUUCUCGCUUCACCCAAGGCGCCCAAAUCGGUGCGGUUACCGGACGAUCACCAACGCGAUCUCUUCCUCGCCCGAUUGUCGUCAAUAGCCCUCCUAACGGGUUCGUUGGCCAUGUCUGCGUCUCCAAAUGUUGGGUUCUUCAUUGGUGGCCUUACCAUCCUUGCAUUGGGUGCUGGAUGGGCCAGUUAUGUGAGAAGUGUGAGCAGCGUUUUCGUUGACGCGGCGCAUCGGACUCGUUUGUUUUCGAUCAUCUCGCUGGUUGAGACGGGUGGGCAGACGUAUACACAGCCAAUGCUUGCGGGGCUGUUCAGUGUAGGUAUGAAAAUGGGAGGAUUUUGGAUAGGUCUGCCCUACUUGGGUGUCGCUGCCUUUUGCUUGGUAGCUCUGGUAUUUUUGCUCCUUGUAAGGCUACCACCACCCGAGGGCAAACAGGCAACAGCUGAUGAUGGCGAAACAAACGCUUCAUCUGCGCGCUAA
This is a messenger RNA of Colletotrichum truncatum, 1620 nucleotides long. The record is from RefSeq and is a predicted model, not a curated record. NCBI's taxonomy places the organism in Eukaryota, Fungi, Ascomycota, Sordariomycetes, Glomerellales, Glomerellaceae.